Punica granatum (pomegranate) is the source of this 1193-nucleotide messenger RNA. The record is from RefSeq and is a predicted model, not a curated record. Lineage: Eukaryota; Viridiplantae; Streptophyta; Magnoliopsida; Myrtales; Lythraceae.
GCCAUUAAUUAGACGAACGCGAUGCGACUUCCUAUCAUGCACGAUAGAAGAGUAGUCGGAUCCAUGAUCAAGUAGAUUGGGUUGGGUGGGUCCAUGCACUCGUGGCACGUUAUGGGCCCUCCACGUGUACAAAGUCAAUCCCAGAAGUCAACGAAAUCAGCUCAAAAUCCCCAUCCGUAAAGUAAGUUUGAGCCACUCUCUCAGCUGGGCUGGCUGUCGCAUUGCGGCGAUCGCGGAUGGCCAAGUCUCUGAUGAUGGCGGCGGAGUCGAGCUACCCGGCGAUGGCCCGGCCGGUGGCGGUUGUCAGCUCCGCCUUCUGCGUCCCCUACGUGGUGGAUCUCACCAUCGUCCGGAAGCUCAUCGCUGUCACCGACGGCAAUUUCCUCGUUACAGACGUCGACGACAACACUGUCUUCAGAGUGCGGGGCGCUCACUUCAGCUUCCACGACCGGCGCGUCCUGCUCGACGCCGCCGGCCACCCCGUCGCCACUCUUCGCCAGAAGAAAUUAACAGCACACCGGCGAUGGCAAGUUUUCAGGGGAGAAAGCUCGGACUCUGAGGAUUUGCUUUUCAGUGCCAAGAAAUCAUCCUUAAUCCAGUACAAGACCGAGUUAGAUGUGUUCCUUGCUGCUAACACGAAAGAAGAUGUUCCCAACUUUAAGGUUGAAGGGAGCUGGUUAGAGAGAUCAUGCACCAUAUAUGCUGGGGACAGUUCCAUGGUCAUUGCUCAGAUGCAUACAAAACACACGGUGCAGAAGGUUGUCCUCGGGAAGGAUACCUUCUCUGUGACAGUAUACCCUAACAUCGACCGUGCCUUCAUCACUGCACUGAUCGUGAUUCUUGAAGAGAUCAAUGAGGACAAGGACAACGAUGAUUAAAGUUCUUAACGGGUAAAAUUUCCUUCUUAAGUUGUGGUAUAACAUUGAUUUUUCUUAUUCUUUUUCUUUUUUUCUUUGUUUCUUUUUUGGCAUAAGUUGUACCCCGUGCCAUCUGAGACUAUACAGGGAAGAAGAGAAUCUGCUUAGCUUAUCCUGCUUGAUAAUAUGAGGUGGCUCGUGCACUUGUAAGCUUCUCCAGAUCGGUCGAGAUUAGGUCCAUGUAUUCUUGCUUAAUAUGCUCUGGAGUUUGAUUUUCCAGGAUAAUGUCUCCCAAGAAAUAUAAUAUUGAACUAUGCGAUCUUCUCUUUUUCUGCA